Molecule: messenger RNA, 1141 nt
Organism: Haliotis rufescens (red abalone)
Lineage: Eukaryota; Metazoa; Mollusca; Gastropoda; Lepetellida; Haliotidae
Exons: 2
Coding region: 226-633 (135 amino acids)
Biological process (GO): DNA integration; DNA recombination
Molecular function (GO): DNA binding
Source: RefSeq, a predicted model, not a curated record
GGACGGUAGAGUCAAACGUCUUAUAAGUGUAGGAUCAAAACCGAGGGCAAGUUUUUGAUCUCACUUAUGAACUGAUCAAAUAAUAUGAAUGAGAAAUAAUUUUACUAAUUGGUAUUAACAUGACUUCAUUGAUAUUUACUGUUGAGAGUUUAACUGCAAUACGCGGGGAGUUGUAACAAUGAGCGCACGUGGUUCAAGCCAGUCGAAUGAAUUCCACUGAAGAGGAUGGACGCAGACAACGAUAUAUUUCUGACGCAGUCAGUUUUUAAAGAAUUGGCAUCCUGUGCUGAAGAAGACAAGGAAAGUGAUGACUUUAAAUUCCGUUUAGGAGAUCCACUCUCCGAGCGUGAAAUAACCUUACAAGUUACCGUCAAAAGCCUGUGCAAGACGUCCGGUAUUGAGGGCAUGAAGAUAAACCAUUCCUUGAGAGCCACGGCAGCCACUCGAUUGUAUCAAGGUGACGUUGAUGAAGAAAUGAUUUGCGAAAUUACCGGACAUCGGAGCGACGCCGUUCGAAAUUACAGAACUUCUGACAACCAAAAGGCAACGGUCUCUGACAUACUUAGUAUUUUGAAAAAAAUGAACUCGCCAUCACGUGAAGAAGCUGAUCCAAAAAGAGCAGAUGACCAAUGACCUGAAGACAAACUAAAUCGAACUGUGACGCUCAAUUUCAUCUAAUAUCAAUAAAUAGUUGAGCCAUGUUCUGUUGUUUUUUUUUCAUGCAGAAAGGUAAUUCAAUACAGAGGGUAUUUUUCGGGGCAAAAACCAGGCUUUCAGUAGAAAAUCUCCCGGGAUUUCUUGCAGAAAGCCCGGGGCUUACCCUAGGAAUGCCCGGGGCUUACCCUGGGAAUGCCCGGUAAACUACCAGUAGAGGUUUAGUCGGUAAAAGAAGACCCUGGCGAGACAAUAGAGUGACGUCACUAGAGGUUUAUAAUGUGUCUCCUUAACAGAUUAUACCUGACACCCCACCUGUUCGUUGAAGUCUCUCUACAGGGUUGGGGUGCCCAUCUGGAAGGCCAGAUGGCCUCAGGGCUGUGGUCCAGCACACAGCACACUUGGCACAUCAACAACCUCAAGUUAGAGGCAGUCAUAUUGGCGGUAUCACACUGUCAGGAGUGCCUCUGGCACACUCAGUUCAUCA